Molecule: messenger RNA, 5047 nt
Organism: Betta splendens (Siamese fighting fish)
Lineage: Eukaryota; Metazoa; Chordata; Actinopteri; Anabantiformes; Osphronemidae
Product: Fanconi anemia group A protein-like
Exons: 43
Coding region: 402-4724 (1440 amino acids)
Biological process (GO): interstrand cross-link repair
Cellular component (GO): Fanconi anaemia nuclear complex
Source: RefSeq, a predicted model, not a curated record
AGAUGAUUUUCCUGCUGCCUGCUGCAAUAGAGCUGGGAAAUUCAAAAACUCUGUUGAUGAGUGAGAAGAAGAACAGAAGAAUGAACAAUAGAAUGAUGUACACGCAUUCAAAGGCAGCAUUUAGUCUCCAGUGCAACAGGUCAGAGACUUGAUUAUUCAAGGGCAGAUGGACCUUCACAUAAACACAGCCUCCUUCAGCUUAUUGGAAGUUUGAGAAAACACUGAGCUGUCGCUGCUCUCAGUCAUAAUUAGCAGAAUUAGGACCACCUCCUCUCACAGAUGAGCGUGUGGACACAGUCACGCUUGCAUGAUCCCAAUUGGCUGAAACGCAGACCAAUGAGAAAGAAGAGCGCGAGGGGAAACAUGGCGAACCAAACAGUGCAGUGGCAGUCAAAGAGUUUAUGUCAUCGGUAAUUGAAAUGAUGUCCACGAUACCCUGUAAUAGUGAAAUGAGUGCGUCGUGUGAGUGGACUUCUCACAAAAGGACUGUAUCGAGCCUCAUCGGAAGUCGUGUGGUGAAGAGGCCGAAGCAGGACGAUGGCCCACGGCUGCAGGAGGCUGCGAUCCAGCUGCUGGAACAGCAUCAGGACCUCAGCACUCUGCUGCGGGAGGUGGAGACUUCAGCUUUGUGCAGCACUUCAUCCUCUCAGAAGAAAGAGGAGCAACAUGCACCAUGUGAAGGCAUCGCAGUUGCCUUUACAGGGUCGCUGCUGGUGUGGGAGCUGAGGCGUCAGGCCACACAGCUGGGUGUCCCAGUGGUGGUGCUGUCAGUGAAGACGGUGCUCGAGAGGCUGAUGGAGAUUGAAGAAGACGAUGAGGAGAAGGGGAGAGAGCUGCUCACCCCCUCUCAGAGAGUUCGUCUGGGUGUUUUACUGAAGUCCAGUAAGGACCUGUUAUCACAGGGAGCUCUCAGUCCUAAACUGCUUUGGCAGGAGUACAGGAGAGAGCAGAGGCAACCGAAGCUGGAAGUAGUGUACCACCUUCACUAUCACAGCAUCCUCAGCCUUCAGAUGAUUUUACAGAGUGAUGAUGGGGUGAGGUCGUGGUUGGUGUCUCAGCUGAAGGCUCUAUGCAGCUGGAAACCUCCAGAGGAGGAGAAGGACACCAGAGCAGUUCAACAGAAAGUGUUUUCAAUGGUUGCUGAAGUCUUGGUGGGAACAGGCUUUGAGCAGAACCAGGAGCCAGCAGCUUCAGACAAGAAGACCUCCCUGCUCUGCUGCUCACUGCUUGAUGAUAUGCUCUGCUGGCUUCUGGACACUGUGAACCAAUCUCUCACGCAGACAUCUGCUGGAGUGGGGGCUGAGCAAUGGAUUCAGAUAUUUGACACGUCCUUGUGCGGCGUCUCCGUGUCGGCGGACGGCCUGCAGAGGUUCUUCACACACUCCCUCACACAGACGCUUACCUACAAGCCUCGACUGACAGUGUCAGAUGCCAUCACUCAGCAGAACGAGUGGACCUUUGGGAAAGCUAGCGGGCUGCUGACGUCUCUGCUCCGUAAGCUGGCUGUGAUAUUCAGUGAGGAGCUGCUGCUGCGUCACCUGCAGCAGGUUUUGGAAACCAGUGAGGUCAACUGGAAACACGUGCUGUGCUUCCUGUCCACUCUACUGGUUUACAGCCCCCAGGCCCAGCCCAGUCUGACAGAGCUGCUGUCCAGGCUGCUGGCCUCGGCCUUUGAGGGCUAUGACUUGGAGAACAUGAUCAUGGCCUUCUUGCUGGCCCGACAGGCGGCCUUGGAGGGACCCAGCGUCUUCACUUCCUACAGCGACUGGUUCAAGAUGUGUUUUGGUGGCAGCAAUAGUUGCCAUGCAACCAGUAAGAAGUCACUGGUGUUUCUGCUGAAGUUCCUGUCUGACCUGGUUCCGUUUGAACCCUCCCAAUACCUAAAGGUUCAUAUUCUCCAUCCUCCCUACGUACCCAUGAAACAUCGCAGUCUCCUCAUGGAAUACGUCUCUCUGGCCAAGACCAGGCUGGCUGACCUGAAGGAAUCCGUGGAAGACAUGGGCUUAUAUGAGGACGUGUCUGGAGCAGAUGGAGCGUCUGUGCCGGAUGUGGAGAAGGCAGUGUCUCUGUUUGAGAGCACAGGAAGGAUCUCUGCCACCGUGAUGGAGGCCAGUAUCUUCCGCAGGCCGUACUUCCUGACCAGGUUCCUUCCUGCCCUGCUCACACCAAGGCUGCUUCCUGUGAAAGCUGAUGCUCGGAUGACUUUCAUAGAGGCUUUGAAAAAAGCAGACAAGAUCCCUGCUGCUCAGUAUUCAUCAUACCUGGAAUCCUGUCAGGGACUGAGACAGCAGGACAGGAGCACCGUGUGUUUGGACACCACCCAGCCUCCUGUGGACGUCCUGAGGGCCCAGUUCCAGACAUUCACUGCACUGACUGUGGAUGGAAGUGAUGGAGAGAUGUCAGCUCAGCUGUCCAGGAUCGCUCACACGCUGAGCACCGUCUUCUCCGUUGGUCCCGAGGAGCCGGUUGAACAAACGGUCAUCAGACUUCACCAAGAGGGUCCUCUGUCUCCUGAGCUUCAUGUCAAAGUCAUCAACAUGCUCCUGAGAUGUUUCUGCCAGUGUGUGUUAGACACAUCUCUAACAAAUCCUCCUAAUAAACAAAGCACGUGGGCGUCCAGAUUUGUCAGUGUGCUGCUUGGCAAAAAGCAGCUGCUCUCCAGCGUCCUGCACAGACUGUGGGACCUGUUUCAUAACCAGGGCUCAUCGCUGAGUGCCUCUCAUUUACUGGGCCUGGCAGUGUUUGUAGUCCACCUCCACUCCUCUACGUCCCACAGUCCUCUGAUUGUGCUCAUGCCUCCAGCUCCACUACAAGCAGCAGCUGUUGGAGAAGUGCUUCACUCAGCGCUUGUCUGCAGCACUCGCACUAACAUGCUCCUCUGUGUUCAGUUGUCUGUGGCAGCUGUGUGUUAUGGCAUCUGCAAAGGGGAAAGUCUUCCUCAGCAACAGCAGCAGGAAACCAUUCCCAGCACCCUCUAUAAGAAGCUUCUGUACCUCAUCCCACGACUAUUGCCUGAAGCCAGAGCUCCCUUCAGCCCUGGUGGCUCUUUGAAUGAACACCACGACGCGGAUGGUCUGUGGAGCAGUGUCACAGACCCCAGCGGCACCUGGAGGACGACAGCUUGGUCCCUGUGGAGGCACUCUGCCUUCCAGCAGCUGCAACACAUCCCAGGGUAUCAGUUGUUGUUCUGUGACUGGCUGGACAAUGAGCUCAGAGUCCAGAGGAGUGAAGAUGCUCUGUGUGACUCAGAACGCCAGGAGUACCAACAGUGGGCGUGCUUGGAGCUUUAUCUUCCGCGUCCAGAGCAGCAGGGAGGCUGUGGAGGAGACACAAAGCUCCUGUGUUCUCACCUCCUGAAAGCUGUCAUGAACCAGCAGCUAUGUGAGCCGAGCUCCGUUACAGGCACCUGUCUGCCAGACAUCCUGUCCAGAAUACAGGAACUGCUGUAUGAGUUGGAAGUGACAGAGCUCUCCAGCUGCCGAAGGAGCCGAGCUGACGUGUGCGACCUCCUCUUUGACCUGGUGUCUCAGAGAUGCUCCUCUACAGUCGACUCCGCUUCGCUGCACUCCGCUGAGCUCAGCCUGCAGCACACGCUCCACACGUGGAACAGGCUGCUACUGGCUCUGCCUUCAGCACUGUUUGUUACGGUGAAGGCUGACAGAGGACGGACGACUCUGGACUGCAACAAACUUAUAGAACAUAUCAACCAACACCAGAGGGAGGCGUGUUCUCCAGCCAGCUCACUUUCCCCUCGAGUAACCGCGCACUUCCUCAGAGGUCUGUUAUGUGCUAGUGUACGGUGUAGAUCCCCUGGGGAGGAACUGAACAAGGCCUGGUGUCAGAUCAGUCUCCACUGUCCUCUGCUCCUCAUCUCCACAGUGCGUUGGUGGCAGCGUCUGUCUCCAGUGCUGAUGUCGCUGUGGACCCGUCUCUGCGAUGGAGAGCCUCUACCAGAGCAGCUGCAGCUCAUCUCCAGCUGUCACCACUGGGCUUCCAGGUUGGAAAAGGGGCUGUCAGCGUUUCCUGUGCCUGCAGCUCCAGCUCUGCUACUGGCAGCAAGCCUGCAUUGUCAUAAAGGGGCCAGCGAGGGCUUCCGUGUUGCCCUGACUAUGCUGAACCCAGAGGGAGGGGUAGAGUGCAGACAGUUGCUAGUGUUGCUGCUUUCCCUCUGUGUGAAUGACUAUCUGUCAACACUCCUCUAUUCUAAGGAGAAAACCACUGCAGAAGCCUGGCGCCUGUGCACGGACCUCCUGACUGUGUUGGUGGACUAUGCUGACUGGCUGCUCAUCUUUAAGUCUGAUGAACGAGGUGUUUGUCAGCUGGUUACCAUGGUGACACCAGAUGCAGUUGCUCGACUGAUGCCCUGGGCUUUCUACAGUUUGCUGCUCCAGCAGAGUCGUGAUCUGCUGCAGAGAGCCAUGCGCUGCCCAGGUUUCCUUCAUACCGCUGUUCUGUGCUACAUCAAGCUAAUGCAGCUUUUUUUGGAUGGACACGUCCCCACGUCAACGACCGAGCCUGAACAGAAGGUGGAGCCUUCACAGAUUCUGAGCAACAGCAAAGAGUUUGUUCUGAGAGUGAUCGCGCAGACGCCUGCCACCGCUUUGUCAUCCGGUCAGCUCAGAAAGCUGGAGUCCCAGUGUGCAGACCUGGACCCAGAGGUGGCAGCUGCUCUGUCUGUACACCUCAGCCCUCACAGCCUGAGCCCAGAGAUGGACUUUAUUUGACCACCAGGACCGAUGCACUUUACUGUCUUAUAUAAAGACAUGAUCCAUCCACACAUCUUCACAUGAAACACAAAUGUCUUGGUUAAAACAAAUACAUUUUUAUUUACACAUCUUUUUGUACAUAAUACACACAGGACGUUAUUUUACACCAGUGCAGCUGAAGCCCUUUCUCUGUUUACAGUACACAGUAGUAACAGUGGCCUGAUCCAACUGAACCUAGUCCUUGAAAACAUGAAAUACCUGUCCUGUACAUGUAUUCUGGUAACAGUACUAGAGGGGUGUAGGAGUAUUGCAUUAUAUACAUUAAACCAUCAUCGUUGCUG